CAAAACAUUCAUCAUUCUCGUAAAUUUUCACAUAAUAAUGGAUCAGAGGUCAUUAGAAGCUGCUGCUAAGUCUGGAAACAUCGACCUAUUAUACGAACUUAUCCGUGAAGAUCCAUACGUCCUCGAUAAAAUCGACAACGUGCCUUUCAUUGACACUCCUCUCCACGUGGCAGCCCUCGCCGGAACAACAGAGUUCGCCAUGGAAAUGAUGCACUUGCAACCUUCUUUUGCUAGGAAACUUAACGCCGACGGGCUUACUCCGUUACACCUCGCCAUCGACCAUGGCCACUUUUGGCUAGUGCUCGAACUAGUUAAGGUUGAUCCAAGCCUUGUUCGUCUUAAAGGGAGACAAGGUAUGACGCCAUUACUACUUGCGGUGAGCAAAAAGAAAAUCGAUUUAAUAUCAGAAUUCUUUUUGGUUUGCCCCAAGAGCAUCGUGGACGCAAACGUGAAUGGAGAGAACGCUCUCCACAUUGCUGUGAAGAACAACGAACCUAGAGAAGGGUUAAUAGUCCUUAAAGUUCUCAUGGGAUGGAUCCUAAGAUUGUGUCAAAAGGAUGCAGAGAGGACCGAGACAAGAGUCAUAAACUGUAGAGACAAAGAUGGUAACACGCCUUUACAUAUUGCAGCGUACCAUAACAACCACCAAGCUAUGAGAUUGAUGUUAAAGAGUUCGAAUGUUAAUGUCAACAUCGAGAACAAGAACGGUUUAACCGUUCUUGACGUUGCCGUGUUACUCAGAAGAGAAGGCAGCAGAUGGGGUCGCGUAGAGAGAAUGGUCAAGUGGCAUGGCGGGAAACGUUCGGCUUCUCUGGUUAAGAUUAAGACAACAUCUGAUAUACUCAGCUCCAAGCUAACAUGGUGUGAAUCAAGGCGAACGAAGAGUAUUCGGUCUUAUUCUUGGAUCUCCGAAGAAAGAAGAAACGCUCUUUUAGUUGUCGCCACUCUUAUAAUCACAGCUACUUAUCAGACCGUUCUCCAGCCUCCCGGAGGCGUUUCUGACAGCGGUGAAAGCGGUAGAGAAGCUAGCAACGGAACAAUUAGCCAUGGAACAACUAGCAACGGGACAAAAGCGGGUUCCGUGGUAAUGGGUGACGGGGAUUUUGUAUGGCUAUGGAUAUGGAACAGUGUGGGUUUUAACAUAGCCACAGCACUGACGCUGCGUUUGUUGAGCUUAGGACAAGAGAGUGGGUUUUGGUAUAUUCCUCUCUUCAUACCUCUUCUACUGGCUUACUAUGCUGCAGGGGGAGUGAUCUCGCCGAACGAGAUAAUGCUCCACAUCGGAAACGUGGGUUCGUUCAUUAUUCUUCUCAUUUGGGCUUUGGUGGUCUGGUUUUGGGAAUGGUUACAGUCUAAGCGAGGCAAGGUGCGUGGACCCAAGAGCGGAUUGGUGUGGGAAGGUUUCGCCACGUUGGAUCAAGCUAGAGGUGUUACUCCUAAGGGGUAUGUGAUUAAGUGAUCUUAAAUUGGUCUAAUUAUUUUAUUGUGAAUUUUGUACUUAUUUUUAAAAUGUGUAAUAUCCACUGGAGAAGAUCAUAAAUAACAGUUAUGGACGUAACAUAUUAAGCGGCUGGUAAGAUGAACAAUUUAUUGUUUAAAUUUUAAUACCUAAAACUCUAUGAUCUAUACUAUUAUUUGCGAAGUGAAUUUUUGGAAUCGAGCUCUCACAUUAAAAGUUAUAGUGAUUAAUAUCGUUUUUACCUUUAAUGAAUAAAAUAUAUAACUAAAUUAAAAAAUAAAAAUGAAAUUUUAAUUGAUUUGAUUAGAUAAUUGAUUAAUAGUACUAAUAAUAAGAAUUGUCCAAAAUCUGAAAAUAUAAUUUUAAAAAGAGAUAAUUUAUGUAUAUAUUGUAUCGUUAUCUGAAAAAGUCUUUUAGUAAAAAGUUAAAAACAUGAAUUAUAUAACUAAAUAUUAAUCAAAUAAAAUUCUUAAUUAUAUAACUAAAAAUAGAAUAUUGAAUUAUUCAAAAUCUAAAAAGAUAAUUAAAAAAAGAUAAUUUCUAUAUAUAUAUUGUAUUGUUAUCUGAAAAAGUAUUUUAGUAAAAAGUUAAAACAUAGAUUAUAUAAUAAAAUAUUAAUAAAAUAUUUUUUUAAUUAUAUAAUUAAAAAUAUAAUAUUAAAAUUUAUUUUAGUAUAAUAAAUAUAGUGUAUAAAAAAAAACUUUUCAAAAAUUAUGAAAAUGUUUAAGCCCGCAUCGCGGGCAAAACACCUAGUUCGAAUAAUAUGUAGUAAACUAUAUUUAUGUGUGAUAUGCUUCAACCUUUGUUGUUGUAAAGUAUCACUUUGUAAAAUAGAAUUACUCGUCAUAUAUAAAAUUUACCAUAUAUAUCAAACAAUUAUAUUUAACUAGAUAACUAGUAAAAUAAUUAGGGGUUUAGAGUCAUCUAUAGAUAAAAUAACAUAGCAAACCAAACUGAGUUGUAUUACGAAUCAGCUUCUUGGGUGAUCAGCGUAUACAAACCAUGUUGUGUUUGCAUUUUCAGAAGAUUUGGUUUCAGUUUUUUAUUUUGAUUUUAUUUAAUGUUAUAUAUUUUCAACCGCACUCUUGUUGGUAUAUUUUAUUAAUAGCUUGAAAACCACUUCAUAAAAUGUGACUGAGUUUUCAAGCAAAGUGCAAUUAAAUCUUUUAUCUCAAGUUUGUCCAGCAGACUCCAUUACACCAAUCACGUAAGUCCUGAUACAAAUUUGGGUUUUAAUAAUAGUAGAUUAUGAUGUACAUUAUUGAAACUAAACACCAACCUUUGGGCAGAAUAUUUUAGACUACAAGAGGGACAGUGACGCACAGAAAAAAAAUACUGCGGGUGAAAGAGAGCAUUCCUCGUCAGAUAUAGAGAUGAUUCGAACAUUAUAUUCUUCAUAUGCAUGUGUUGGAGGGAGACUUCUCCGAUCCAUAGCCCAGAACAUUGCAUAUAAUUUCAGUUUAUCUUCUUGGUGACCAUCUAGAAAAGACUAUAUGACUAUGAUUUAUGAGAUAACCGUCAUGAUUUCUCAAGAUCCAAUAAGCACUGCAAUUUACGUUUGAAUUUAACCAUGAGCAUCUACAAGGUAAUUAAAAAUUAUUCAACAAUUUUU
Messenger RNA from Brassica napus (rape), 3071 nucleotides. RefSeq names its product ankyrin repeat-containing protein BDA1-like. The record is from RefSeq and is a predicted model, not a curated record. Gene Ontology annotation, molecular function: protein binding. The transcript is spliced from 2 exons. Lineage: Eukaryota; Viridiplantae; Streptophyta; Magnoliopsida; Brassicales; Brassicaceae. The coding region runs from base 38 to 1459 and encodes 473 amino acids.